Macadamia integrifolia is the source of this 1538-nucleotide messenger RNA. RefSeq names its product homeobox-leucine zipper protein HOX11. Gene Ontology annotation, biological process: regulation of DNA-templated transcription. Gene Ontology annotation, molecular function: DNA-binding transcription factor activity, RNA polymerase II-specific; sequence-specific DNA binding. NCBI's taxonomy places the organism in Eukaryota, Viridiplantae, Streptophyta, Magnoliopsida, Proteales, Proteaceae. Bases 159 to 1340 code for a protein of 393 amino acids. The record is from RefSeq and is a predicted model, not a curated record. The transcript has 4 exons. Gene Ontology annotation, cellular component: nucleus.
CUGAGCACUAAUAUCCGUUUAAAAAUUGUCAUAUAUAUCUUAAAAGAUCAGAGUGUGUUUCUAUAAAGACUCUUUUAAGGCCUUUUACAAUCCAAAACCUUCCUCCUCAGGACCUGUUUAAUAGAGAGAGACGCUUUGACGAGGAACACUCAAAGAAGAUGGAGUUGGUUCUGAGUUUAGGGGAAGCUUCAAAGCCAUUCCCAUUUGUGGAGAAGACAACUGCAAGGAUGAACAUUAACCCUGGUUUAGGAUUUUGUAUGGCCUUAGGCGUUGUUGGGGUCAAUGGAGGAGAUGCAGACGACGGAGAGGACGAUGAACGAGGAGGUAGCAGAGACGGGGAAGAAAGAAAAAGAAAAAGGGAGGGAGAAGAGAGAGAAGAGAGAAGGGUCUCUGCAGAUCCACCCCUCCAGCUUGAUCUUCUACCUCUUGUUCCUGUGCCUCGUAAUCCACCUUCUUCUUCAUCAUCUUCUUCUCAGAUGGGUUUUCCAUGGCAAACUGCAAACGGGAAUCAUGAAGCGGGUUCUUCGGAUCUUUUGGGGGCUGCGGUUGCGAGAGGGUUCGACGUGAAUCGGUUGCCGUCGGCGGAGGAAGCCGAUGAUGGUGCUGCAGUAUCUUCUCCUAACAGUACUCUAUCGUCGUUCCAGAUGGAUUUCUCCAUGUUCAGAGGAGGGAGCAGUAGCAGCAACAAAAGAUACAACGCUGAAGCCACCGCCGCCGAUGCCAUGAACGAUGUCGAUACGACAGAGAGAGCUUCCUCGAGAGCGAGUGACGAAGAUGAGAAUGGCCUCUCUCGGAAGAAGCUUAGGCUCUCCAAAGAACAGUCCGCCUUCCUGGAAGAGAGCUUCAAAGAGCACAAUACCCUCAACCCUAAACAAAAGCUUGCUCUUGCAAAACAACUCAAUCUUCGACCUCGACAAGUAGAAGUUUGGUUUCAGAACAGAAGAGCCAGGACGAAGCUAAAGCAGACAGAGGUAGAUUGUGAGUAUCUGAAGAGGUGCUGUGAGACACUGACGGAGGAGAACAGAAGACUACAGAAGGAGCUGCAAGAAUUGAGAGCCUUGAAGACUUCCCAUCCCUUCUACAUGCAGCUUCCGGCGACUACCCUCUCCAUGUGCCCAUCGUGCGAGCGAGUAGCCACUGCUUCUACCACCACCACCGCCGCCGCCGCAGCUGCCGCUGCCGCUGCAGGCACCACACCCACCCCAAGCCCAACAGCAAACACCACCAUCGACACCACGCCCAUGACCCCAAGUCGCAAACCCACCUCGGCCUUUUCCCUCACAAAACCCAGAUUCUAUCCCUUCUCUCACGCUCAUACCAACCCUUCCCCUGCUUCAUGAGCACCACCACCCACCCAUCUCUCCAUCCUUCCAUCAUCCAUCCAUCUGUGGCCUGUGCAUGCAUGCAUGCCGUUUGAUGACAUUGGUUCUUUGCCUGUUAGGUCUGUUGUGUAAAUAGUUAGUGGGUUUGUGUUCUUCUAGGGAGAGAGCAUGAAUUGGGUAUUUUUGAUACCUACUUCGUUUUGUGCCUUUUUUUUU